Phoenix dactylifera (date palm) is the source of this 3622-nucleotide messenger RNA. NCBI's taxonomy places the organism in Eukaryota, Viridiplantae, Streptophyta, Magnoliopsida, Arecales, Arecaceae. The record is from RefSeq and is a predicted model, not a curated record.
UCUCUGUCAUGAACUGGACAGCCAAUGGCAGCAAGGCUGUCACACAGUUUCUUGAAGGCACGAAGAUGAUCAGUUAGUGUUGUAGCUAAAUCCUUCUUGAGAUAUGUUAGUUGCUGUUUUAAGGUGAAUUCCCGUUCUUGGGAAUCCUGGGCGUAGGCUUCUUGGAGACCAUCCCACACCUGUUUGGCAGUUUGGAGUCCUACAACAAGGCCCAGUGCUUCCUCAGUCAGGGUGCCGAUGAGCCACCCUCGAAGCAGACGAUCAGACUUCCUCCACUGAAGAUAGUCUGAACUGAACUGGGUCAUGUCUGUUGGUGAUGUUCCUGGAGUGUACAUGGUCGGAGCUGCCACGUCUCCUGUGAGAUGGCCAUGGAGAUCUUGGCUUUCGGCCAGUGCAAUGACCUGCUCACGCCAUAAGGGGUAGUUAUCUGGGAUGAGCUUGAGGGUAACGAAGUUUCCAACAUUGAGUGAGAUGGUUGCCAUGGCGAUUAGCAGAUGAGAAGAACUCCCAGUGCUCACAAAGGCUCUGAUACCAAACUGAAAAAAGAGAAGAAAUCUGAAAAAAAUAUUUUGAGUUUCUGAACUCUGAAACGUGAGCACCAGAACAAAGCUUUUAUUCUGUAUGGUUCAAUAUAUAUAUAUUGUUUACAAGAUUGAAACCAUAGACUGUUGUGAGAAACAAGCACUCUCUGAUUUGCUGUUACAACAACUGAUUUGCUGUUACAACAAUAGUGAAUUUAAAGUUUAAAUAUCCGGUUGGAUUGCUUGGGCUGAAGCUGAUGUUUGAAGAUCAGAUUUGUUGGAGACAGAUUACCUCGAACCAAGCUUAUCCCAACGUCAUGCCUCUCUUUGGAUGGGUGUUCGUUCCGAUUCUCAAGCCCUCAUCUUAUCACUCCAUGUUACGUGGCUUGAGAACGGAUGGUGUUUCGCUAAUAAUGUCCUCACCCUUGUUCCCCUCGGCCAGCCAUCCUCGGCCUCCAGCCCGCAGCCCUCGUCGACCACGUCGCCAGGGUCGAUUGGUCACUCCUCGAAGGGAUCCCCGGCGACCGCGGCGGCUCUCAGCAGGUCUUUCAACACCAACAUCUGCAUUGCCCAUUGCUACCGUCGUUUUACUGUUCCUGUUCUUGUUUCGCGCUUCAAUUAUGUCCCUUGCGCGCCUGCUGUUGGAUUCUGUUCCUACUUUUGUUAGUUCUCUGUUCUGUAGCUUUGGUUCCGCAUGCUGUGAUUAGGGACUGUUCUUCUGUUGGUUUCUUUUGAGAAUUUUUGGGUUGGAUGGAAUCUCCAUGGGCCUGACGUGAAUUUGCUCACGAUUUAAUUGGUUAUGAUUCGUGGGUGCAAAAUCGCAUUUUUAUUUGGAUUUUUUGUUUAUAUGUUGCUUCCUUAUAAGAUUUUCGGGUCCUUGUAUGAGAUGUCAAUGGGCUUAAUGUGAAUUUGCUCUUAGUCUUAUCGAUCAUGGUGAUUUAUGUGGUUUUCUGGUUGCAAAAUCUCUUAAAAAACUGUGGCCUUUCCGUUGAGUGUGUUGCUUGAUACAAUAUGAUUCUUAUUGAGUGUGUUGCUUUUAAAGUAUAACUGAUUAUUCCAACUUCUCUGACUGGUGGUUUGUUGGCUGUGUUUUGGUUGGUGUAAUUUUCUCCAGUAUAUUUGUAUCGAUGGAGUCUGUUCCGUAGUGUGUUUUUUUUUGCAAUCCCUGUUUGAAACAGAACCAAAUUAACACAUUAAACUUUAAUAAUUUUCUUUAAUUGUCUACAAUAAUAUUUGGCUACUACUUUGUUCUACUAUUUUUCUGAACUUUGGUGGAUUAUGUAUUUUGGUUUGUAUAUGUAAAACAGGAAAUUGACCAAUAUAACAAAAAAUGCUUGACAUCUCUGCGCGUGCGCGCGUUUCUUUGUGACUAUUUUUCUGAAAUCAGCUUCUUCUUCUCCAUUUCUCACUGAAUUUCUAUCACUAGUAGGUUUCAUUUGAUCAUGCAUAUCAUCAUAUCCCAUUAGAAUUAAAUCAAAGCUUACAUUAGGGCUCGAGGGCAUAACUCGUUCUAUGGACAAAAGAAUUACAUUGACCAGCUCUUGACCUAGAAACCUUUGUGAACCAGAGACGAGAGAGGAAAAUAUCUCACAGAUCAGAAGAUAAGUGGCAUUCAGGAAACCCACCGUAAUAGUUAGACAGUUCAAGCUCAUUAAACUAGGAGGCAACCCUCAAGAUCCUCUAGACCCAUAAAGGCUUUAGGCAAAGAGCGAAGAGGGCUGGGUUGCAUAUAGGGAACAACAUCCAACCCUGCGGCACAAACCAUACCAUAAAGUGACAAUUCAAAACCAACCUCAUUUCUGAUGUUAAGUAUCUUGUUUUAAGCACUAUGAUGAAUCAUGUGAUGGAAACUUCUGUAGUUGGACAAAUAUAUGCCUCGAUGGUCUCACCUUUUAUCUUUUUUCACAAUUCGGCAUUUAGUUCUAGGAUGCACUGUUGUGAUGUAAUGGGUAACCACAAACAGGUUGCUAUUGAGGAUUUGAAUCAUAUAUUGACCAAAGUCGAUACAUGCAUUCUCCCAUUCCUUGAUGACGUUUCUCCUAUGAGGACCAUAGCUGGAGGUAGUGUUGCCAAUACCAUCAGGGGUCUGACUGCGGGCUUUGGGCUCUCAUGCGGAAUAAUUGGUGCUUUUGGUGAUGACGAGCAAGGUCGCAUAUUCAUCCACAAUAUGAGCUUUAGUGGUGUGGAUCUUUCAAGAUUGAGAAUGAAGAAGGGACCUACUGGGCAGUGUGCAUGUUUGGUUGAUGCUAAUGGCAACCGUACCAUGAGGCCUUGUCUAUCAAAUGCUGUUAGACUUCAGGCUGACGAGUUUAAAAGAGAGAAUUUUAGAGGUUCAAAGUGGCUGGUAUUGAGAUACGCACAUUUCGAUUUGGAACUAAUCAAUGCUGCUAUUAAAAUUGCUAAACAAGAGGGGCUUUCUGUUUCCAUGGACUUGGCCAGUUUUGAGAUGGUAAGAGACUCCAGGUCGCACCUCAUAAAUUUAAUGGAGACUGGCAAUAUUGAUCUUUGUUUUGCCAAUGAGGACGAAGCCAGAGAGCUUAUAAGGGGAGCACGAAAGGCAGAUCCAGAGGCUGCGCUAAAUUUUCUGGCCAAACACUGCAAAUGGGCUGUCGUGACCCUUGGCUCUAAGGGAUGCAUUGCAAAGCAUGGAAAAGAGGUUGUCCGAGUUCCAGCUAUAGGGGAGGCACGCGCUGUUGAUGCCACAGGAGCUGGUGAUCUCUUUGCCAGUGGUUUUUUGUACGGGCUGGUGAAAGGGCUUCCGCUUGAAGACUGCUGCAUGGUGGGCUCCUGCAGUGGUGGAUCUGUGAUACGAUCUCCUGGUGGCGAAGUGAGACCUGAGAACUGAAAGUGGAUGUACAAGCAUGGAGCUAUUGUUAUAUUAUUCAUAUACGAGUCUAUAGUUGCUUAAAUUUUAUUAGCUUAGAAAAAAAUAAUUACUUUUAAUCUAUGCUUCGGUCACCAGAGAAAAAGCGGUUUGGCAAAGAAGCUGAAAGUUCGCACCAGAGAAAAAAAGGGGUUUGGCAAAAAAAGCUGAAAGUUCGCACCAGACCACUAGCACAAUAUUUCCGUUUCAAACCUGACAAAAACCUACGGUCACAAAA